Molecule: messenger RNA, 4921 nt
Organism: Larimichthys crocea (large yellow croaker)
Lineage: Eukaryota; Metazoa; Chordata; Actinopteri; Sciaenidae
Gene: cacng3b
Product: calcium channel, voltage-dependent, gamma subunit 3b
Exons: 5
Coding region: 1273-2226 (317 amino acids)
Biological process (GO): neurotransmitter receptor internalization; neurotransmitter receptor transport, postsynaptic endosome to lysosome; postsynaptic neurotransmitter receptor diffusion trapping
Cellular component (GO): postsynaptic density membrane; AMPA glutamate receptor complex
Molecular function (GO): voltage-gated calcium channel activity; channel regulator activity
Source: RefSeq, a predicted model, not a curated record
GGAGGAGGAGGAGGAGGAGGAAGACGAAGAGGAGGAGGAGGAGGCGACGGCUGUCAUUUUUUUUUUCAUUUGUACCAACGGGCACGUUUCUCGGGAGCAAACACAGGCGGGUGUAGCUGUCCAUACAGGCUCCGUCAGGGAGGCAUCUUAGCGGACGGUCUCUCCCGUUUGUGGCUCUUUAAACUUCGGCGGUGAACGAGAGAAGACGUGCUCUGUCCUGGAGGAGAAAUCUGAUUAACGCCGUCUUGGUUUUUUUUAUUUAUUUUGGGUGCCCGUUCAACUUAAAUACCCGCGCUGCGCGUCUCCUCCACUGCAGAUAAUCUAUGAACAAAAACAUGCAUUUAUAUUAGCGGCUGCGUGUUUGGACGAGUUAACCUGCACUGUGGACAUCGAGAAGAAGAAGAAGAAGGAGGAGGAGGAGGGAAAAAUGCCAGUGAGUCAACAGCUGGAGUGGAAAACACACGACGGAUCACCGUCCACUCUGUCUUCAUAGCUGAACGUUUGGGCUUUAUUCAUUCAUUAUAGGGCCUAAUUCAGCAGGAGAGAAAGAAUAAACCCGCUGUGCUCGCCUCAUAUUUCGCUCGCUGAGAGAGAUUGUCGAAGGAGGAGAUCAAGAAAUCCAGCGAUGGAGUCCCCUCACGCAGACCUUGGCUGUUAAUGGUUAACAGAUUGAUAAGGGUGCUGUUUGGGGAAAGCAGAAGUUGAGAAGGAAGGAAGGAAGGAAGGAAGGAAGGAAGGAAGGAAGGUUACCGGUGGAUAACGCGCCUCUAACCCGAGGACCAACACACGGGAAGGAGUGGAAGCAGAGGCAGAAUGUGGCAUUGCUGUUCCCCUCCACUCUGACUCUGAGUGUCGGGGACAACCGGUGGUCGUCUUGGUGUGUGUGUGUGUAUGUGUGUAUGUGUGUGUGAGUGCGUGCGUGUGUGUGUGUGUGUGUGUGUGAGGGUGGUGUUGGUGAAAACCGGUUUUUGAUGCGCGAGAAAGUGACGUGCCAGCCCUCCCACCUUCCCGCCCUUUGCCACGAGCCUCUUGUCAACUCAACGGACAAGGCAGCCAAGUAUUUCAUUUUACGCUCCACAGAAAAAUAAUACAUUUUAAAAAAUCACAUUUUUAUUUUUAUUUUUUUCAAUUUUUUUGAGUGCCUGUCUGUUGAACCCACUCACUCUGACUCUCCAAAUCUCGCGGGAUAUAAAGGAAAUAAUCUAAAAAAAAAAAAAAAAAGAGGUAGAAGAAGAAGAAGAAGAAAGAAUAAGACAAACAGGAGCCGCCUAUAUGAAGAUGCUGAUGUGUGACCGCGGCGUCCAGAUGCUCGUGACGACGGUGGGCGCGUUCGCCGCCUUCAGCCUCAUGACCAUCGCCGUCGGUACCGACUACUGGCUGUACUCGCGCGGGGUCUGCCGCGUGAAGAGCAGCGGCGACAACGACACGAGCCGCAAGAACGAGGAGGUGAUGACGCACUCCGGCCUCUGGCGAACCUGCUGUCUGGAAGGAACAUUCAGAGGUGUGUGUAAGAAGAUUGAUCACUUCCCAGAAGACGCUGACUAUGAAGCAGAUGCUGCUGAAUACCUCCUCCGUGCUGUGCGUGCCUCCAGUAUCUUCCCCAUCAUGAGCGUGGGCCUGCUGUUCCUGGGGGGGCUCUGCGUGGCCGCCAGUGAGUUUUACCGGAGCCGACACAAUGUCAUCCUCAGUGCAGGGAUCUUCUUCGUCUCUGCGGGGCUCAGUAACAUCAUAGGAAUUAUUGUCUAUAUCUCAGCCAACUCGGGUGACCCGGGCCAAAGCGACAGCAAAAAGUCCUACUCCUAUGGUUGGUCCUUCUACUUUGGCGCCCUCUCCUUCAUCAUGGCAGAAAUGGUGGGCGUGCUGGCCGUGCACAUGUUCAUCGAGAAGCACCGCAAGCUACGGGCCAAGUCCCGCACCGAGCUCAUCAAAAAGUCCGCCUUCAGCCGCAUCCCAUCCUACCGCUACCGCUUUCGGCGUCGCUCCAGUGUGCGUUCUUCUGAGGCCCCCAGCCGCGACGCCUCACCGCUGGGGAAAGGCGGCUACACAGGGCCCGCCGCCUCCGAGAUGCCCAUGUACACGCUGAACCCACGCGAGGCAGGCAACGCCGGCUCCAAAUCCGGCGGCGGCUUGGGCGGGCUGCUCAACUCAGAGAGGGAGUUCCUCCAGAGCAGCACGCUCACUAAAGACUACAGCAAGGACCCCAACCGCAGGACCACGCCCGUCUGAGAGGUGUUGGCUGCAGAUAUCGCCCAAUCAGAGUAUUCAAAGAGAAGGAUGACGAGAAAUACAGGGGGAGCGCAAGAGAAAGGAGGGGACACACAGGGUUACGGGGUGGGACAAGGGGUUUGAUAAACUUUGACUGUGAACUGUGAACUUUUAGCCUUUGAACUGUGAAUCCUGAGCCCUGUGAGAGUUUCAGUGUGUGUAGCAGGGUCGGUUUUGAUGGAGAAGUUGUUCCCAACUCCACUUUACCACAUAUCACUGUAGUUAUACCUGUAACUCCUUACAUAUGAAGGCACAUUCAAUUUAUGUUCAUAAAUUGACUUUCUGGGGAUGAAACGGGGGGUUGACCCAAGCUUAAAAGCAUAUCGUAUAAGUGGUUUGCUGUUUGGGGCAACUUCUCCUUUAAAAAAAAAAAUGAUAAUGUGAACUUAAGGGAGACGAGGAAAGAGGUGAGAGACUUUGCGUGAUCUUUGACCUUUUGACCUCUGUCCUCCUGACACUUUGGAUAGCAGCAGCGUUGGAUUAGUGCAGAGAACGGCCUCGGAGCUCCGAGCUGUCUCUCUGAAUACGAUGCUAUUUAAAAGUGCGCCAGUUAACACCUCAGGAUCGGGAUUAAUUCAUUUUCAGUUCAGCCGGAUCCAAAAUACGAAUUGACGACGCAGUUUGGCAGCACACGUGUGGCACUCGUUAUUAUUUCUAUACAUGUUGUAUAUAUACGCUCCUUUCAUAUUGAUUGAUUUGAUCCAAGCUUACUUCGUGACCGACUGAACUGAAACUGAAUUGAGCUCAUUCCUGGUAACACUCACCCCCAUCUCUCUGAUCCCAGGUCAGUUGUUAAAUCUGCAUAGUGGUUUUGUGAUGACGUACACUGACUACAGAUCAGCUGUUAGGGGGGGAAAAAGGUGUGACUCAACAAAAACUAACUUUAGAUGGUAACGUUAGAUCAUUGGUGCUUCCUUUUACCCCUGUUUCCAGCCACACGAGUCAUCUCGUCAAUUUAUUUUCCUUCGCCUAAAACUUAAAGAGAUGAUCAAAUAUUUGUCCGUCUGUCUGUCUGCCUUCACUCAUCACUCUUUUCACCUUCCAUAUUUUAUUAUGUAGCCCCCACCCACCAAACCCAUAACCCACCUCACUGCCAAUGCCCUCCUCCUCUCACCCUGUCCCUUCCUCUUUUAGGUCCUGUCUUCCGUUUGGUGUCGCUCGUCGUAGACUAGUUAGGGUUUUUUUCUGGAGGUUGUUGGUUCAGGGUACUGUGGAGAGGAGACCGCUGAGCUGUGAAUACGCUUUAAGGCAGAGCCAAAAAGACAUUAAACAAACAGUUUGUUUUUUUUGCCCACUACCUCUUGGUGAAUACCUUUCAGAUAAAUUUAACAUAAAGUUGUCUUUUCUUGCCAGAACAAUUGUCAAAAUUUGCAGCAGAAAUAAACACGGAGAAAAUGCUCACCUCAGACUAAAAGGACACAUCGCUCUUCUACAUUUGAGGAUCUGCGGAGAAUGAACUUAAUAGAUAAAUAGAUGGAAGAGGAUCACUCACAGCCUCUCCUCCUCUUUAUCUCCCUUACAUGUAUACAUCUGCACAAACACGCACAAGCUUAUACACGUCUCCUAUAUGUACAGAUAAACAUAAAAAUAAUAAAUGUAUGGGCAGAUUUGAGCUUAGGUUUGGUCGAGGUUGUAUCCGGACACGAAGCUGAUGCACUCUCUCACACUCUCCGUACACCGGUGUUGGCACCAUUUUGUAUUAAAAAGCCAAGUGCUGGCUAAGCAUUCAAGUUCUUUGCCACACAUUAAUAUGAGCUGCACAUGAUUUAUCGCGCUGAGUUUUGACUCUUCUGCCUCGGUGGAGAGCCCCUUAGUUUCAGCAAGAUGACAGAAAGUGAGGGAGAGGGCUCGUUUAUGAAAGCGAAGAGAGAAGAUAGAGGGGCUCGAUUCCACGCAGCGACUGGAUGAAUAGGACAGAGUGUCAGACGAGAGGAGAGACGAGAGGCGCAAAUGAGGCUGGAUCAGUGUCAUCGUAGCUAAAAAGUGUUAAUUGGUGACAUUUAGGAGAUGUUUCUGAGGUCUGAGGCAUCAGUGGCUGUGAGAUAAAGAUGUCUCUAAAUGAAUAGACAUGUUAAAUACUCUAUCUGUGCUGUUGUGGACUUCCCCAUUCCUAAAUGCACCUUAUCAAGCUUCCGUUUUUGUCUUUUUGCACAGUCUGUCGCUGAUCUAUCGCUUCCUGUCUCUGAUGUAAGUGUAGGCCGAGAAUUAUUAGUAAAUCUACAGCUCUUACAACACAUAUAAAGACCCAAGAAGACGACGCUUUAAUACAGAGUGCAUUCAUCAGGUCACUGGACAACACCUGAUCGCACACACAUCCAAGGAGAGGGGCUGUGAUGGAGUGAGAAGGAGGCAAAAUAGCCAUAAAACAGAGAGAAAGGGAGACUUUUGGAGAGAGAUUGUGUGUAGCUAAGUAUAAAUGUUAACGGUAUUUUCUCUCCAAGUUCUUCUGUGAGUAAAAAGUGAGCGUGAAACUCAAAGAGGGCACAAAAAAAUACACAUUUCUGUUUCCUUUUUUUUACCUCCCUAAGCCACCAUUGCACUGUUUUGUAUAAACUAAACAUGAAACAACACCAAGCUGAUACCAGCCCCACCACCACUACCACUACUACUACUCUGAGAGUUAUUACCCUGAUAAUAAAAGAUGUUUUAAACCUCA